Messenger RNA from Gloeophyllum trabeum ATCC 11539, 979 nucleotides. RefSeq lists its product as uncharacterized. The record is from RefSeq and is a predicted model, not a curated record. Lineage: Eukaryota; Fungi; Basidiomycota; Agaricomycetes; Gloeophyllales; Gloeophyllaceae. The transcript has 4 exons. Bases 272 to 979 code for a protein of 235 amino acids.
GCACGCGGGGGUCUUCUCUAGAUGGGAGUGGAGCCUGGGGACAAAGCCAGGAAGAUCCGAUAAUAGGGAUGGAGAAAGGUGUCCCCCGGAAUCAAUCGCCCCCGUGCCUGCUUGUCCAGAAAGUCGGCAAUUACCUCUGCUAUAGGUCUCGUGGGACAGGGCACUUCAUCUGAGCGGCCUCCAUCCAGCAGGGCGACUAUGUCUACGCCAGUGCUUUCUCCGUGAACUCUAACAACCGUCUACACUUUUGAGACCCCUCGUCUCUGGAUCCAUGGCUUCCGGACGCAUUGCUGCGCAAUGCGCACGUCCUGCGAACCCGCUGCGCGUCUUCGAGCAAUCGUACACCGAGGACAGCGGCGAAGUGACGCCGCUCCUGUUCCCGAUAGACUUUGCGGACGAGAUCAUAGAACACCCCCGCGCGCCCGAGCUCACCCGCCGUCGAUCCUCCGACGAUUCCUUCGGGCCAGAGACGCCGCCAGAGUGGAUCGACGCGGUAUGGCAGAACGUGCGGGAGGCUAAGGAGCGCGGAUUUAAGCAUAGACAGGGCAGGCCCGAAGGGCCCGCCAGGCACCCCGCGCAGAAGCCGAAGCUCGUGAGGCGGAAGUCGAUUGUCAAUUUCAAAGAGUCUGCCGAUGGCCGCACGGUCACAGCGGUAUUCGACCUGGAGGGGGUUAAGAAGGAGGAUAUGCACGUUAGCUUCCACUCGAAGCGGGUUACGAUUACAUGGAAGACAGUGAGCGUCAUUGAAUACGAGGAAGAAGGUACUAUGGUCAGAGAGAGGGAAGAGAAGCAGUUCAGUCGGACUAUACCGCUGCCCGAAGAUACCAAGUUUGAAGAGGUCCGCGCUAUCAAGGAAGGCGGUCGUCUUGUCUUGCACUAUCCUAACAUGCGAUGCAUCCGCGUAGAGCGACGUCCUACUGAAGCCACUCAGCGGAAACCCAGCGGCGGCUCGGGGCGACAUGUAGACCAUCACGUUUAG